Messenger RNA from Nematolebias whitei (Rio pearlfish), 2746 nucleotides. RefSeq names its product mastermind-like protein 2. The transcript has 5 exons. The coding region runs from base 1 to 2658 and encodes 885 amino acids. Lineage: Eukaryota; Metazoa; Chordata; Actinopteri; Cyprinodontiformes; Rivulidae. Gene Ontology annotation, biological process: positive regulation of transcription of Notch receptor target; Notch signaling pathway. Gene Ontology annotation, cellular component: nucleoplasm; nuclear speck. Gene Ontology annotation, molecular function: transcription coactivator activity. The record is from RefSeq and is a predicted model, not a curated record.
AUGGGGGAGGCGACCCCCGCUCAGUCCGCCGCGGGGACUUUCAUGCCCAUGCUGGGUGUCGGGUUGGGGGCUCUGCCCGCCGGUGGGGUGGGCGGCGGACCCGCGGUGGUGGGGGCCCCCACCUCCAGGGGCUCCGCGGUCCCCCAGCUGCACAACGCCAUCGUGGAGCGGCUGCGCGCGCGCAUCGAGCUGUGCAGGAGGCACCACUCCACCUGCGAGAGCCGCUACCAGAGGGUCCAGCCCGAGAUAUCCGUGCGCGAGCGCGACACCACCCUCCACCUGCUCAACAUCGUGCACCAGGGGCCCGGGAACCGCAAGACGAAAGGCGGCCGGGGAUCGAACCAGCAACCUCCCGAUUACAGCAGGGAGCAGAAGGGCCCGGACGGGGAGCAGAAGAUGUGCACGCGCAUAGCGCUUCAAGGAUCUCUGCGAAGGAAGUUUGAUGGAAGUGCGCCAGGACACGUACCGAAGCAGAAUGGCCUCGCCUGUGGUUCAGACUUUAAGCGUGUGUGUGUGGACGGAGGAGUGAAUCCUGGUAACUACAACCACAGCUUUACCAAUUCUCAACAAGGGACCUCAAACAGUGGCAUGCAGAGGAAGCCUUACGUAAUGCCUCAUGCACUGGGGUCAGACAUGUUCAACAUGACGCUGAAGGAAAUGAAAAAAGAGCCUAUGGAGAUCCAGUCUUGCGGCCAUUCAAGCGCCGAGAUGAUUUUUGACAUCAAAGAUGAAGGUGGGGGUCAGAUUGAUCCAGAGCUCCAGGAUCUGUUUGACGAACUGACAAAGACAGUGCCCCCUCUCAGUGAUCUGGAGCUGGAGAAAAUGCUGAAGCAGGAUGACACCUUUGGUUUAGAUCUAUGUCGACCCAGCUCGGCAGGAGCAGCUGCCAAUCUGUGCACCCCGGUGGCUAAGAUGAUAAAAACGGAGCACUCGCCUGAUUUUGGACAGACUCAUGAUGGCUCACCGCAGCUUCGACCAGCCUCAGCGGGUCCCUCUUUUACACUGACCAGCACCUCUUCCACCAACACAUCGCAGAAAGCUAAUUCUCAGGCGGGACACAGCAGAGCCAUGCCUUGCUGGCCAGAAAUAUCACACGCACAGCAGCUUAAGCAGAUGGCAGCAAACCAGCAGCAGCCAAAUUCUCUUCUCCAUCACCACCAUCAAACUCCACAUGUGGGAAUAACCAGUUGGGCUCCUGCAGCCAGCACAUUUCCCAAAGUAAAGAUCUCCAGUCCACCUCCGCUGACCCAGAACAGGAUUGCGUCUCAUAAUAAAGGCCUAAGCAACUGCCUCUUUAAGUCAAACGACCACAAUGGUUCCCAUCAGUUGGACUUAAAGGGUCUUGGCACCAAGCCCACAUUACACUUCAGCCCUAAGGCACCCCAUUCUGCCACUCAGCCCAUGUCUGUCAUGACGAGCGCAGUGACCAAGACAGAGCGGCAGCAGUCGCCAUCGCCGGGCCAGAAUCAGACGCAUUCGGCUCUCCAUUUCCAGAACCAACAGAUGUCAACAUCUGGGGGUCUUUGUCUGCAACCCAAGUCUGUUUCUGCAGGGCUGCCGUUCAGACUGUCUCAACAGCCACAGGGUUCUUCUGCUGGUGCAAGGCUGCUCACUAACGGAAGCCUAGGAGUCAUGUCAGCUCAGUCUCAACCACAGCCCUCAGCACCCAACAACCAGCAGAAAGGCCCAGCUAAAAGCCAGGCCAUGCAAAGACAGGACAAAGACAACCCACACGAUCAGUUCAGUCGACAUCUUACAAGACCGCCACCAGAUUAUAAGCAGUCGAGAAGCAUGGUGGGAGUUCAGCAAGGAAAUAUCUUCACAGGUCAAAACUCUUCCCAGUCUCCCAGCAGUGGUCCUGAGAAUAGUCUACAAUCCAUUUCAUGCCAUCUGUCUAGUGGUCCUGCUUCAAAGAUGAACCCUUUGCCGUCAGAUCGCAGAUUUGGUAUCAGGACAGACUGUCACACGAGUUCUUGUAUCAGACAGUUCCAACAGCAAAACUGCCAUAGUCGUAUUGAACUGAACCAAAAUAAGCCAAGGUUCCUGGGGCCGAACACUCAAGGAAAGUCUUUUGGGAUGAACAGUGUAGCAGGUGUCCAACACCAGAGAGCGACAGCUGACUUGCAUUCCUCCGGGGUGGCAGUGCAGGGUCUAGGAGGCUCAAUGACAAAUGUCGGCAUGAGCUGGGGUUCAGGCAACAAGCAAAUGACAACUGGGCUCGGCGUUAGGCGCCUACCAAACCCACUACAGUCGCAAGACAUGCCAAACCAUCCUUAUCAACCGAGGCAUAUCAGCCCACCCAAUCAAGUAGCACCAGAGAUCCGGAUGCUCCCUCUGAAUCCUUCAGUAGGAGACACAGGGCCAAGACCAAGCCAGGCCAUGAUGGGCUGUCCAUCACCAAUGAGAAACCUGAACCAGGCGUCUCCUGAACAGAGAGUACCAGCAGGUAGUUUUGCAGAUGCCAGUCCCAGCUCCAGCAGCUACCAGAACAGUCGAUCCAACCGUCUGACCUUUGACUUCCUUCCUGAGGGAGAUAACACGGUUCCAGGUAUCAAUGCAGACUCGGACUUCAUCGACUCUCUGCUUAAAUCUGGCUCUGGGAACGACGACUGGAUGAAAGACAUUAAUCUGGAUGAGAUUCUGGGCAGUCAUUCAUAAUUUUGGAUUACGCGUCGCAAAAGUAAAAAUGACCUGCGGCUCAAAUUGUAGCGUUCAGGCUUGUAAUAUAAAAGGAAUAAAAAUUGUA